UUACAUAGCUGUUUACAUGGCUGUUCAAAGCCAGUUUGAUGACAUUGAUAAUUACGAUUAAUGACAAUUACAUUACAGGUUAUUAUAUUCAUCAGUCCUGUAAGUAUAAAGACAACCUAUAGGUCAAUCUGUUUUCCUCUCUUGUGCUAUCACUGGCAAAGUGUAUGGUGAUGAUAGCAAUGCCAUACGCAGGUGAUGGCUAUACUAUGCCUGCAUAUAUAAAACAUAAAAAUCAAUGACUUUUGGGAAAAAUAAUCUGAUCAUAUUAAUUUCAAAAGAAACCUGUCUUUUAGCAAGCAAAGUCACUCAUUAAAUUAAAAGUAAAACAAAAAAUAUGGUUUGACAGUUAUAGGGUUAAAAUCAGUGCUCAAUAUAUAACACUACGUAACAGACACACCAAAGUGUCUAUAAUUAACAAAUACAGGCUUUAUAGUUUACUUAAUGUGAAACCCAAUUUUCAUUCCAGUCUCCCAAAUUAGUGAAAUAUCUAUGUGGUCCACUCUACAUCAGAGGUCUGCUGAGUGACGACAUUAAUCAGCAGCAGAGAAUAAUACAAAUAAACAACAGGCAUAUGUGAGAAUAUCUAGUGAAAAACCAGUCAGAUUUCUUUUGCUCCCCAAGAAGGCAUACGUGGUGUGAUUGGACAGUUUUUUAUAUAAAUGAGAAUUAUGAGUGUACCACAUGACCAACAGAUGAGUACAUUUAAAUAAAUGGCUGCAUAAUUAUGCCCAGUCAUAAUACUGAAACGAAUGAAUGUUGAACUGCACAGAAGGUGUAUAAUUUGGUUUUAUUGGGCCUGGAAUAAAGGUUAAUUGUUGAGUCAAAGUGGUGAAUCAGAUGAUCACUUUUGCCUGAUGUUCCCAUAAUGAGGAAGGCAAAUCUUGUAAACCAGUUACCAAAACUGGUCUAGACUAGUUGUAUGGACAAACACCAGGGACAGUACACAAAGAAAUUUUAAAAACUUGUAUGUAUGUAAAGUAUUUAUAAACAGUGAAUAUGAAUAAACCGAAGAAAUCAGCCAGGCAUCAACAUAUUCAUAUCAAUUAUUAAAAAAAAAAAAAAAGUUAAAAGCUAGUCUGAGCAGAAAAAAGCAUCUUAUGAACAGCAGAGAAAAAAGUGAAAGGAGUUUCGUAAAACACCUCGAACCAAAAAAAGGACACACUCAUCUCUGAUGAAUUGCUCAUCAGAAUAUCAGUCUGAGAAACAAAUUUGAAUUGAUCAGAUAGUGGCGAGGACAAACCAAGACUGACAAGAUGGCAGAACUUAAUGCAACUUUGGCAAACAGCACCGCACUGCUAAAUAUAGCCCCCGAGUACAAAUAUUAUUUAUGGAUAAUGAACGCCAUUAUUUUCCUCUGUGCAGUGGUAGGAGUAACUCUGAACACUCUUGCACUUGCCGUUUUUUACAAAAGCAUUGAGUACAACAAGACUUCGUACCUUCUCUUUUGUUUAGCAAUCAAUGACAAUAUAUUUCUAGUUCUUCGCACCGUGCAACUUAUCAUUAUAAGCGUCUACCUUUAUUAUGCAGAAGUAAGAAGUACCACAUUACUAACAAGCAUAAGUGGACUACAGGUCACACUUUAUUUCCUCAUGACAUUACAGACCUACAUUGCUGCACUUGUCUCCCAAGAACGCUACUGCUCUGUCAAAAAACUUUACAAUGUACAAAGCAAAGUACCACUGACAAGAAGAGAAAAGCUGUUCCCCCUCUCAGUGGUCAUUGCUGGGCUCUUACUUUUCAAUGUUCUUAAGGCCCUGGAUGUAGAUCAUUUAAAAAUCGAUAAGUGCACAGAUGCAGCUUUCUGUCCAACAUUGUUUCUAAAACAGGGACCAAACUGGAAGAUAUACUCGAUUGUAUUCAGAAUUGUUUCAGAAAUCCUACUUUCUGUUUUGCUGCCAGUGGGGAUGUUUAUGUAUUACACAGUCAAGACUUUUAAGAAACUGUUCUUCCAAUAUCCCAUGCUGCCUACCAACAUGUACAAUGCAGCUAAAAUUGCACAACGCAAAAAACUUCACCGUGAAAUGAUGAAGAUUGUGAUAGUAAUUGCAGCAUUCAUGAUGAUAAACACUUUACUAAAUUUUUCAAUGCAGAUCAAAUUUGUCUUUCCAACAGUAGGUCCAAGUGUCUCUCCCAUUGCUAUACUCUUGGUUGCAGUUUUCACUGCAGUAAACUCCUCACUGAACUUUUUUGUCUACGGCAUGUUUGGAUCUCUAUUUAGAAAAGAAAUAAAGAGCAUCUGCUGUUGUAAGACAUAAAACAACAUAUACUUUACUUAAAGCAGAAAAAAAAAACUUCACAAAGACAAAAAUGGCAUGAGACAAGGAUAUCUCUGAGCCUUUUCAUAUGAAAGAAGAUGGACAUGAAGUUAAAUGAAAACAUGGAUGGAGAACUACAAGGCACAUCAUGACUUAAACGAUAAAUGUGAGCUGAAAGCCAUGCUCACAUUCCGCUUACUUUAUCUUGCAUAGAAAACAGGAACACAUUAAAAAGGAGACUUAAACCAGGCAAUUGGGAAAAAUAUUAAAAAGGGUCUCCACUCACUGGCAUGAUGUUAGAGAUAAAUUUCAGCUCAUGGAUGGGUUCACUCCUGGCUUAAAGCAGACUGGAAACAGACCACAGUAUGUCACCAGACAACAGAUCAUGACUGCCAACUGCCAACUCAGGAUGUCAAGUUUCGGUAAGCAUUAAUUUUAUUUUAAUAGUAAUUUUUUACUGUCAUAUAUUAUGAAGUAAGCAUGGCUUUUAUCGGACAAAAACGGAUUGAAGUGCUCUCUUACGAGUAUGUAAAUAUGACCUCCAGCUGACUAAAUCAAAGAACGUAAGUACUAACUGAGAAACUGCAUUUUUUAAUCCUUAUAAAAAUAUUACAUUUGCCUGACAAAAAUUAGAAGUCAUACUGAAAAUAAUUAUAAUUAUAUUUACCAUAUUUUACAUUAUUAUAUUUACCAGGAUUUGUUUAAAUGAGUCAGUGUGACGUCUUUCUUUUGGAGUUAAUUAAGAUUCAUCAUUAGGCCAGAGAGAAUGUUCCACAUAUAACAGUGUCAAGCAGCUUUGCAUUUUUAAGAAAAACAGAAUUAAUUAAUCUACCUUAUUUUCUCUCUAAUUGUAAUCUUUAUUGAUUGGGUUAGAAGAAAGAUAACGUACCCAUGUGGAGUCAUUUUUAUUUUGCCACAAUUUUUAAAGCUGUAUUCUCAUAAUUUAUAUUGCUUGACAUCAUUGAAUCAGAUAUGACAAGUGCAUUGUUUUGCCAGUCAUAAAAUAUGGUAUAAACUGAUCCCCUGAAGUUUGGCACUAGAAGGCUAGUCAUAUUGUCUUACUGCUUGAUCUAUGAUCACAUUCCUGUAGACACACUAUUGAGAGACCCAACUCUGUGAGGAGUCUCGCUUAGUGCAAUCAGCUUAACUGAAUGACGACUAGAUACUUAUAUUUCUUGCUUCAUCAUUUUAAUUAAAACUGAAAUUAAAACUGAAAUUUUAGUUAAAACUGAACAAUAAUUACUUUAAAAAUAAUACAAAUCUGCCAUCACCAAGACUUUCAUUCAAUCUCUUGUUAACUUCUCUGCUUGAUGUUCAUCUUACCUACUCCUACAUGUACCAGAUAUUAAAAAAAAUGCCAAGGGAUGCCAAUCAGAAACUAUAGAAAUUAUGGGUCACUUCAAACUAUCAUAUAAAAAGUCCGCUGCAAUUUUUCUGCUUAUCAAUCAAUCCAUGUCAUAAUUACAGAAUUACAAAAGGCACCACAAUGAAAACCCGUAUUUCAACUUUUUAAAAAAGAAAUAAUGUUAUGUACAUGUAUGCUUUCUUCUUCUCUUUUAUUUAUUUGUUUAUUUUUUUUUUUUGGGGGGGGGGGGGACGGGUCUCAGUUCAACAGAAACAAGAGGGCAAAGCUGGCAAUUAUACUGAGACCAAAUAGCAUUAAACACUGCAUCAGUUUCUUAAUCAAUUAAUUCUGUAAAAAUAAUCUGAUCAUGCUAAUUUUUGAAAGAAAGUUGUCAUUAUCCUACUUGUCAGGAAAAGUUUUUAUUAUCCUAAUUGUCAGGAAAAGUUGUUUGUGUCAGGAAGUUGUUGCCAUUUCUGGCAAAUAAGCAGAGAUUUACUUGGCUUAAAUGUGUCAGACAUCAUGAAAUCAAAUUAAUUGGAUCGUUAUUAUCCUCCAUUUGCCAUGUCCAGUAAAAGUCUUUCCCACUUCAGAUCUUAAAGACAAUAAAACCCCUCAAAUAAAUGUUUAUCUGAAGCAUACCUAAUGUCGUUAGUACUUUCUCUAAGCAUGCUAGGUGGCAACCAUUACAUUUCACACUUCCACAAGAAUGAAAAAUAAAAUUGUCCCUUUAGGCUUCGUUCACAUGG
This is a messenger RNA of Lingula anatina, 4346 nucleotides long. RefSeq lists its product as uncharacterized. Lineage: Eukaryota; Metazoa; Brachiopoda; Lingulata; Lingulida; Lingulidae. The record is from RefSeq and is a predicted model, not a curated record.